Messenger RNA from Xenopus tropicalis (tropical clawed frog), 2824 nucleotides. The record is from RefSeq and is a predicted model, not a curated record. NCBI's taxonomy places the organism in Eukaryota, Metazoa, Chordata, Amphibia, Anura, Pipidae.
CACGAUCCUUUUCUAUAAUCUAUCGCUGCCUGUUCCCAGCUCCUUAUUCAAGUGGCAGAGCUGAGCGGGAAAGGCAAGGCGGGAAGCCGAGUGGAGACAUCACCGAAAGGCAGGGAAGGAUAACAUUGCUAAAAUAUUAAUACAGAUAAAACAUUACUAAAGUAAAAAUGGACCACGUCAACUGUGUAGCAAGGUUUGGAAAGAAACUUCUCCGCAGGCGAGUUAUCGACUUUGGAGAUAAAGAAACAGGCUUUGCCCGAUGCCUGACCACAUUGGAUCUGACUGCCCUUGGGGUUGGCAGCACUCUUGGAGCUGGGGUAUAUGUUCUAGCAGGGGAAGUAGCAAAAAAGUCAGCAGGACCUUCCAUUGUCCUCUGUUUCCUCGCUGCAGCCUUGUCUUCUGUGUUGGCUGGUCUGUGUUAUGCAGAGUUUGGAGCAAGAGUGCCUAAAACUGGAUCUGCCUACCUCUACAGCUAUGUUACAGUGGGAGAAAUAUGGGCAUUCACUACUGGGUGGAAUCUCAUCCUCUCUUACGUAUUGGGUACUGCCAGUGUAGCUCGAGCCUGGAGUUCUACGUUUGAUAAUAUAAUUGGUAGCCAUAUUUCCACCUUCUUCAAGGCAAAUAUAUCCUUUAAAAUGGAGAACAUUCUCGCAGAGUAUCCGGAUUUCUUUGCUUUGAUUCUUGUCAUGUUGUUGACAGCACUCUUAGCUUUCGGUGUAAGUGAGUCUGCUUUGGUAAAUAAGAUAUUCACUGCAAUCAAUCUCCUGGUCUUGGCUUUUGUCAUUGUGUCCGGUUUUGUGAAGGGUGAUCUCAAAAACUGGACACUUACUGAGGAAGACUAUGAGAAUAUCACUAAGGAAUUACAAAAUUCAACCAAUAUUGGAUCUUUUGGUUCAGGGGGCUUCACACCGUUUGGCUUUGGAGGAGUUGCUACUGGAGCAGCUGCCUGUUUCUAUGCAUUUGUUGGUUUUGACUGUAUUGCAACUACAGGAGAAGAAGCAAAGAACCCCCAGAAGUCCAUCCCCAUCAGUAUCAUCAUUUCCCUUCUUGUAUGCUUUGUGGCAUAUUUUGGUGUAUCUGCUGCACUUACCUUGAUGAUGCCAUAUUUUUUGCUGAAUAAAGACAGUCCCCUUCCUGAUGCCUUUAAAUAUGUUGGUUGGGAGCCAGCCCGUUACAUUGUGGCCAUUGGCUCUCUCUGUGCUCUCUCAACAAGCUUACUGGGUUCCAUGUUUCCUAUGCCUCGUGUGAUAUAUGCCAUGGCAGAGGAUGGCCUACUUUUCAAAUUCCUGGCAAAAGUUAACAAGAGGACACAGACUCCAUUGAUUGCCACCAUUGUGUCUGGAGUUAUCUCGGCUAUCAUGGCAUUCCUUUUCGAGCUGGAGGUUUUGGUAGAGCUGAUGUCAAUUGGCACCUUACUGGCAUAUUCUCUUGUGGCAGCAUGUGUGGCAAUUCUUAGGUAUCAACCGGAUCAGCCAUGCAGUGACACAGAGAUGGAAAAACUGAAUGGGGAAGAAUGUGAGAGAGAAGCUGCCACUUCAGAACCUGAAAAGAGUUUUCAGAUGAAACAUCUUUUAAAUAUAGACUGUGAUGCUUCCCCCUCCAAAACAUCUGGCCAUAUUGUUUAUGGAUGUGUUUCUUUAAUCUCUUUUGUCUUCAUCUUCCUCUGCUUAAUCCUGGCCCAGAAGAUAGAUGCCAUUUUAGAAGGCAGCGCUCUUUGGAUCAGUCUUUGUGCAAUUCUAUCGUUGAUUGCAUUUGGAAUAACAAUUGUAAUCUGGAGACAACCAGAAAACAAGACUCGUUUAAACUUUAAAGUACCUGCCCUUCCAGUGCUGCCUCUCUUCAGUGUAUUUAUUAAUUUGUAUUUCAUGAUGCAGUUAAAUGCAUGGACCUGGGUGCGAUUCCUAGUAUGGAUGGCAAUCGGAUUUUUAAUCUACUUUAUAUAUGGCGUUCGAAAUAGUGUGGAGGAAAAGAAUUCAAAAGAGAAGACUUCCAACACAAUAUACAACGGCCCUUCCAGCAGUGUAUAAGUUCGUAUGGCCACCCUGGGACAAGUAUUCCAUGAUCGCCUGUGAGAUUCAGUGCCAUGUACAGGAAUAAAAGUGCAUAUAAACAGAAGUCCGGUUACAGCCAAGGGCCUGUACACUCUUCUGCCGGUUCCUUUUAGUCUGUAACAGCGAUUACUGUACAUAUUAUAUUCUAACCAGCUAGUAUUUUUGGAAAUGAAAUUGUGAUCAUUAGUGUUGCAUAGUAUGCAACCUCAUCAGCAGUACAACGUGUUCAGUGACACAUUCAUAUACCAAAAAAGUAUUCUUUUCUUAAUAUUAAGAAAAAGAACUAGUGGAGAUUAAAUGAAUGGGUUUUCCAUAUCUAUUUAUAAUGUAAUCUAUUUACUCUGUAAAUGUAUCUGUAGCUGAGAGAUUGUUACUGUCUUAAGGUAGUUUCUCAGUGCUUUUUGUAGUUUUAAACAAUGUAUUUAUUGUUUUAUCCCCCCAGAUUAAGGGUUUACAGGCACCGUGUGGGUAUAAAGAUCUUGCUUUUGUGCAGUAAAGGGUUAUGGUGAACUCCUUGCCCUGCUCCGGUCUUUUUUGCCCCUGGCCUGAGCUCUCCCAUCUCUUUCUUUCUCGUUGUCUUGAAAGACUGAUGUAUUUAUUGUAAUGUACAUAUAUUUUUAUGUAGAUUAUUUUUUCUAUUUUACGUAUGCAGCUGUGUAUAUGUGGGAAAAGGCUUUUGUAGAAUAAAUGGAACAUUUUUGUAUUUCAACACUUCGUUCUCUAGUCUGUUUAUUGUACCAUUGUAUUGUAAUAAAGUUGAAACACUCCUUUUA